Messenger RNA from Drosophila kikkawai, 2371 nucleotides. Lineage: Eukaryota; Metazoa; Arthropoda; Insecta; Diptera; Drosophilidae. The record is from RefSeq and is a predicted model, not a curated record.
UAACGGCGUCGGCUAUCCAAACAAGAGGAACCAAAACAAUUUUGCUAAAGUAUCAGAUUCCCGUUUUCUGUGAAAAAGAAACUAGGCUUUUUUCAGUUAAAUUGUAUUGUAUUUGAGCCUCGAAGUUCAACUUUAGCUAUUUUAAAACCAUGGCAGCGCCAGGACAAACACUUUUUGAACUGAAGGAGAACCGUCGAUUAUAAAGAGGUAGCUUUUUUAACUGCUUUAGUUGUUGUACCAAACCUGGUGUAUUCAAAUAAAGAGUCUGAUCUUGACGACAUUGAUAACUAACUAAAAAAAGGAUCAAAAGGAGCAGGAACAUAUCAUGGAUCGGGAAACAGAAGAAGAACUGCAGCCUGAGCCAGAGCAAGUACAGGAAGAAGUGCAAGAAACAGAGCCGGAGGUGGAGCAAGAAGUCGUGGUGGGACCCGACAUGGAAAGCGACGACGAACCCUCAUCGGCGACCACCUGCUACACUGUUGAUCCCAAUGCCCCCACCUAUGUUAUUGUCACAGAUGUGGUCACAAUACCCGCUCCGCUCGGCUUCAAGGCGUCCGACUCGCAGACGGACGAGGAUGAGGAGGAGCCGCCGCUGUACCUGCAGGCACAGAUGCAGCAGGCACUAUGUGAUGCCCGCCAGCGCGAUAUGCCGCCGCCGUCGCCUCCUUCGUCAAUGUUGCUACCACGCCGGACAGCGCUUAGCGCCAAUGACGAUACCUUUUCGAGCGACAGCAGCGAGGAGACGAGCAGCGAAGAGGAUGAGGAGGAGGAUGACGACGACGACGACGACGACGACCUUACCGUGGACCAACAUAGAACCACUUCAGAAACCAUGACUACGGUGAUUAGCUGCGAUCCAAUGAUGCAGAAGAUCGAUAUUAACGACGAUCCCGAGAAGAUCUACUAUAUAAGGCGGGAUGAUGGCACCGUCCACCGUGGCCAGGUGCUGCAGUGGCGGACGACGGAGAAUGCGGCCACGCCGUACGAGUACUAUGUGCACUAUGUGGGCCUGAAUCGCCGCCUGGAUGGUUGGGUGGGCAGGCAUCGGAUAUCGGAGAAUGCCGACGAUUUGGGUGGCAUUACAGUGAUGCCACAGCCACCGUUGCCAACGAACCAGGAGGCCAGCCCCGACUCCGUCCAGCGACCGAAUCGCACGGGACUCAACCGGGAUUACUAUCUAUCGCCGUGCGAGAAUAAUCUCUAUGAUUACAGCGACCGGAAGAUGACGCGCUACCAGAAGCGGCGCUACGACGAGAUAAACCAUGUCCAGAAGAGCCACGCCGAGCUGACUGCCAGCCAGGCGGCGGCGGAGAAGGAGCACGAGUCGAUCACCAAGAUCAAGUACAUUGACAAGCUGCAGUUUGGCAACUACGAAAUAGACACCUGGUACUUCAGUCCCUUUCCCGAGGAGUUCGGCAAGUCGCGGACGCUGUACGUGUGUGAGUAUUGCCUGAAGUACAUGCGGCACCGCCAGAGCUAUGCCUUCCAUCUCUAUCAGUGCGAUCGACGCCGUCCGCCGGGCAGGGAGAUCUACCGCAAGGGUCAGAUCUCCAUCUUCGAGGUGAACGGAACGGAGGAGCCGCUCUACUGCCAGCUGCUCUGUCUGAUGGCCAAGCUCUUUCUGGACCACAAGGUACUGUAUUUCGACAUGGACCCGUUCUUCUUUUACAUCCUCUGCGAAACGGACCGGGAGGGCAGCCAUAUUGUCGGCUAUUUUUCAAAGGAGAAGAAGUCGAUAGACAACUUUAAUGUGGCCUGCAUCCUAGUCCUGCCACCGCAUCAGCGGAAGGGAUUCGGUAAGCUGCUAAUAGCCUUCAGCUACGAGCUGUCCCGCAAGGAGGGCGUCAUCGGCAGCCCGGAGAAGCCGCUGUCGGACCUGGGACGCCUCAGCUAUCGCAGCUACUGGGCAUACACGUUGCUGGAGCUGAUGAAGAACCGCUGCUCGCCGGAGCAGACGACCAUCAAGGAGCUAAGCGAGAUGAGCGGCAUCACGCAGGAGGACAUCAUCUAUACGCUGCAAUCGAUGAAGAUGAUCAAGUACUGGAAGGGUCAGAACGUAAUCUGUGUGACGGCCAAGACCAUUCACGAUCAUCUCAAGCAGCCGCAAUUUAAGCAGCCUAAGCUGACCAUCGAUCCGGAUCGGCUGGACUGGAAUCCGCACAGCGCGGGAUCGUGUCUCGCGAGUUGAAUGGUUUACUCGAUUAAACUAACUUUGAAACAUGGCUUUCCCCGUUUUAUUUUCUAGAUUGUAAUUGGAAACCUCCGAUAUCUAUAGAAAAUAUAUAUAUAUAUUUUUUUUUAAUUCUAUCCAGUGGAGAAUCCUUCCAAAGAGAUUCAGAGAGCAAUAGUUGUAAGUUGUAAAGUUGAAUAA